AUGAAUUUAAAUAAUGAUGCAUUAAAGUCUUAGGAUUAUGCUAAAUCUCUCGAUGAGAUCAAAGAAUCAUAUUUAAAUACAAGUAAGGUUCUGGAUCUCCAUUAUAUUGAUCAAUCUAAUGAUUCAAAUAACUUUGCUUCGUUCUAUGCAUUAAAUCGGCUUAGUAAUCGUAUAGAAAAUAGGGCCUCGUAUAUGCAAAACUCUAAAUCUGUGAGGCUGAUGAAAAAUUACAAAAACCACAAAAUUAUAAGAACUGUUUUUUUUUACAUAUAUUUAAUAAUUACAGUCUUUUAGCGUCCGACUUGGUGCAAUUUUGUUGACUAUUAAGUAAAAGCUAUGAUAUUUUAGGAAUACUGCAGCAUAUAUAAUGGAUAAAGGAUUCCAAAAAUAGUAGAUUUUUAUCUUCCCGUAAACUUAUAUUAUUGCAUUGAAAUAAUGAUCGUUUUAUAUCUUUGUUUGAGCAAAGUGUUCAAAGCCACAAUAAUCUAGUCACGACAUCGCAAAAGAAUCGCAAUGGUUUAAUUCAUGAUUAUGUUGUUGAUCAUUUUUAAUGACAUCACAGUAAUGAUACUAGAAAAUAACUUUCCCUUCAAUAUCAGUUUAUUAAUGAAAUCAAUAUUUAUAAUACUUUAAAAAUAAACAUUACGUUCCACGAUAUUUCAUUAUUGUUAAAUACUUAACAAAGGAAAAGAGAUCUAUUAUUUGAUGAUAUUUUCUCUAAUAUUUUUUACUGGGUUAGGAUCAGCCAUAUUUAAGAAUAAGAAUACCCCUCAAAUUGAAAGCAAAAAAUGCAUUGUAAUUAUUCUAUUUGUACUUCAAACAACAGUUAAUUAGCCUGAUAUCUAUUUACCAUAUUAUGGUUAGUCUAGGGCUAAUGUGGCAUAUUUUAUCAUAUUUUAAUUCAUAAACACUACAUUGAUCAUAAAUUUAGUGUUGGCCUUCUUUUAUUCAUCUUACAAAGAUCUGAUGCAAAAAGAAACAAAGUAAAUUUUAUCCAAGUACAAUCACAGAUUUAGUCUUUAAACAUAGAAAUUUUUUCGAAAGAGAACAGAGUCUGAUAUCACAAGAUUAGCAGACAUUUCAUAAUAUGACAAUGUAAUAUCCAGAUCGAUAUACAAAAUUUUAGAUAAUAAAUUUUAUGAAAUUUUUAUUGAAAUCAUUUCCUUAAUUUCAUUUGUGGUGAUAUUUUUCAAAAUUACUAACGUCAAAUUAUAUAUACUUUUGGUUUGCAAUUCAAUAAUGUUUGCGGAAUGCCUCUUACUAUUAUGUUAUGUAGGUAAAAGUAGGAUUUGGAAGAAGAAAUCGUUAAUUGUUGAAUUUCUAUUUUCAAUUUCAAUUCUUCUGUUAAUUAUAUUAAACAUACUUGGAUAUAAUUAAUUCAGAGCGUUACUGAUUUUAUUAUGUUAUAGAUUAUUGAGAGGAUGUAAAUGGAUUUUAAAGAGUAAUAGUUUUACCAAUUUAAUAAUUUCAAUAACAUCGAUCUUUUAGUAUAUAGUGUAAUUGUUUGGAACUUUAUUUAUCCUAUUUAUGCUAUAUACAGCCCUUGGACAAUUACUUUUUGGAGGAAAAGUCCUAUAUUCUGAUGAGGAUGAAGUUCAUUAUGAAUUAGCAAACUUUAACGAUUUUUUAUCUGGAAUGUGCACAUGUUGGUUUUUAUUGAUUAUUAAUAAUUGGAAUGUAAUUUCUUAUAAUUAUGCCAAAAUAUUUAAUACUGAUUUAGUUUACAUAUUUUUUAUUAGUUUUUAUAUAGUUGUUGUAUUAUUUACUCUUAAUGUUACUAUGGCAUUAUUGAUUGAAUACAUAGUUUCAAAGAUACACCCUAAAAAAUAGACAGAUGUGUCACAAUCAGAACCUUAGGAUGAGUUGGUUUAGAAUUAUUAAAUACAGAAAUGA
Paramecium tetraurelia is the source of this 1893-nucleotide messenger RNA. RefSeq lists its product as uncharacterized. Gene Ontology annotation, molecular function: voltage-gated calcium channel activity. Lineage: Eukaryota; Ciliophora; Oligohymenophorea; Peniculida; Parameciidae. Gene Ontology annotation, biological process: transmembrane transport; monoatomic ion transport. The record is from RefSeq and is a predicted model, not a curated record. The transcript has 5 exons. Gene Ontology annotation, cellular component: membrane.